Messenger RNA from Onychostruthus taczanowskii (white-rumped snowfinch), 4607 nucleotides. RefSeq names its product ring finger protein 157 (gene RNF157). The coding region runs from base 148 to 2238 and encodes 696 amino acids. Gene Ontology annotation, biological process: protein ubiquitination. The record is from RefSeq and is a predicted model, not a curated record. The transcript is spliced from 21 exons. NCBI's taxonomy places the organism in Eukaryota, Metazoa, Chordata, Aves, Passeriformes, Passeridae. Gene Ontology annotation, cellular component: cytoplasm. Gene Ontology annotation, molecular function: ubiquitin protein ligase activity.
UGCCGCGGAGGCGGCGCCGGGCGCGGCGCAGAGCGGAGCGGAGGAUGCUGCGGGCGGGGGCCGCCGCCAGCCCCGCUCCCGGCCCCCGUCCCGGUCCCGGGCGGGAGGACUCCCCGCCGCCCCCCGCCCGCUGAGCCCGGCCCGGCCAUGGGGGCUCUGACCAGCCGGCAGAACGCAGGGGUGGAGGAAGUGGAUAUCCCCGCUAAUUCCGUCUACAGAUACCCCCCGAAAUCCGGGAGUUACUUUGCCAACCACUUCAUCAUGGGCGGCGAGAAGUUCGACUCCACGCACCCCGAGGGGUACCUCUUCGGCGAGAACAGCGACCUCAACUUCCUGGGCAACCGGCCCGUGGUGUUCCCUUAUGCUGCUCCACCUCCUCAGGAACCCGUGAAGACCCUCAGGAGCUUAAUCAAUAUCCGCAAGGACACCCUGCGCCUCGUCAAGUGCUCGGAGGAGGUGAAGACCCCGGGGGAAGAAGUGAGCAAAGCCAAGGUGCACUACAACGUGGAGUUCACCUUCGACACGGACGCCCGCGUGGCCAUCACCAUCUACUACCAGGCAACUGAGGAAUUCCACAACGGGGUGGCGAGCUACACCCCCAGGGACAACAGCCUGCAGUCGGAGACGGUGCACUACAAGCGGGGGGUGUGCCAGCAGUUCUGUGUGCCCUCCCACACCAUCGACCCGUCCGAGUGGAGCGAGGAGGAGCUGGGCUUUGACCUGGACCGCGAGGUUUACCCCAUGGUGGUGCAGGCAGUGGUGGAUGAAGGAGAGGAGCACAGUGGGCACUGCCACGUGCUGCUGGCCACCUUUGAGAAGCACAGUGAUGGCACCUUCUGUGUGAAGCCCCUCAAGCAGAAGCAAGUGGUGGAUGGUGUGAGCUACCUCCUGCAGGAGAUCUACGGCAUCGAGAACAAGUACAACACACAGGACUCCAAGGUGGCCGAGGACGAGGUGAGCGAUAACAGCGCCGAGUGCGUGGUGUGCCUGUCGGACGUGCGGGACACGCUGAUCCUGCCCUGCCGCCACCUCUGCCUCUGCAACUCCUGCGCCGACACCCUGCGCUACCAGGCCAACAACUGCCCCAUCUGCCGCCUGCCUUUCCGAGCCUUGCUUCAAAUCCGAGCCAUGAGGAAAAAGCUGGGCCCGCUCUCGCCCACCAGCUUCAACCCCAUCAUCUCCUCGCAGACCUCCGACUCCGAGGAGCACUCGUCCUCGGAGAACAUCCCGCCGGGGUACGAGGUGGUGUCGCUGCUGGAGGCCCUCAACGGGCCGCUGACACCAUCGCCAGCUGCGCUGCCCCUGCGGGCGCUGGGGGACCCCCCGGGCGUGGGGACCCUGCCCUCCUACGGCAGCGAUGGCCCCCUGCCCCCCCUGAGGGGCCUGUCCCCCCUGGAGCGCCUGCCCGACUGCCCCCCGGGGCUCAAGCUGAAGAAGAGCAUCUCCAAGUCCAUCUCACAGAACUCCUCCAUCCUGCCCGAAGAGGAGGAUGAGAAGUCGUGCACUGAGUCCGAGCUGAGGGUCGCCAGGAGAUCUCCAGCCCGGCAUGAGGAAGGAUGUGGUGCAACCCCAGAGAGUGAAAACCUCACCCUGUCAUCAUCAGGAGCCAUCGACCAGUCCUCGUGCACUGGGACACCCCUGUCCUCCACCAUCUCGUCCCCAGAAGAGCCCGUGAGCAGCAGCCUGGCUCAGUCCGUCAUGUCCAUGGCCUCCUCCCAGAGCCAGCACUCCCAGCUCAGCACCGACACCGUGUCCUCCAUGUCUGGCUCCUACAUCGCCCCUGGCACGGAGGAGGAAGAGGAGGACGAGGAGGAAGAGGAGGGGGACAUGCUCCCCUCGCCCGCAGCCGCAAGCGCCACAGCCUCUGAUGGAGAGUCAACACCCGUGGAGUCCCCGGAUCUGAAUUUUGUCAGCAUCUCUGCUGAGGAGCGCGAUGCCGAGGGCAACGAUGUGCUGGAGGAGGAGGACGCCUCUCCCACACAGGAAGACGGCCCGAGGACAGGCGCUUUCCUCGGUCUGAGGUGUGACAAUAACAAUGACAUGGGCAUCGCACACGUGAGAGCGCUGGACAAUAAACUGUGCUCUGAGGCCUGCUUACCUGGCUCCUCCGUCUGCGUGAAAGUUCAUGUUCGCUCUGUGCCAACACGGUUUUCUCCACCCACGCUUGUGCCCCUUCCCUGCCCAGAGUUGCCCAAAGCCGCCGUGCCGGACUCCUGCCCCAUUAACAUUGAGGAAUAGGCCCAGAGGCAGCCAACAACAACGUGGGGCUGCAGCAGACCUGGCCCCGCUGUCCCCCCGGCCCCCGGGACCUGGAGCAGGCAGCGGCCCCCCUGCCCGUGUGAGGGCUCAGCCUCGCCGGGGGCACGGACCCCCUGCCCACCCACGGGGACCUGGUGCCUGGGCACCGUGGGCAUCGUCACCACCACCCCUCAGCUGUACCAGGACUGAUUUUCAAAAGAAAAUAUGUGGUAACCUCGACUUUUCUGUGGGGGCUGAAAGCCAUGUUACUUUGAAGCCCCCCACUAGCACCUUCCCAUUCUCCAGCCCCAACGGGGAUGGGCUGGGGUCCCCUCCUGCCCCCCUGGUCAUCUUACACCCCCAGGCUCCUCUCCUCCAAAGUGUGGAGCAGAUGGGACAGGGACAGCUCACUGAGUCACCGAGGGGUUCUGGGAUGUGGGUGGGUGGGGACAAUGGGAGGAUGAUGUUGUGGGUGUGGGUUCUAGGAAGAGUGUUGGGAUUUGGGAUUGGCAUCCUCGGUGCAUGAGCUGCUGACUUUCAUGGGAGGCUGUCCCCCCUCCAAAGUUUGCUGGCCCGUGCACUGUCCCCACGCCACGGGAUGUCCCCAUUAAUGCACUGCACAUGGGGUGCCCCCAUGGCUCCCCCUCCUCUGCUCUCCUCCUGAGCAGCUCCUGGGCCUGGCCCCGAGGCUGCUGUUCCCGAGGGCACGGAGCAGGGUGGCAGGGGUGGGCAGGAGGCCUGGUACUGCCCCAGCCCGGUCUCCAGCCCCUGGGGCAUUGACCAUUUAUCCUCUGUCUUCCGCCCUGCUGUGAGCUCAGGGCUCUGGGCUGCGCCCUCUCUCUGGAACAAGUGCCAAAAGUGUCACCCCAUGCCACCCGCCCUGCCCUCCCCAUAACAGUUUGUAGCAAGGGGUGGAUGAGGGUGUGGGAGCUGCCCCCAUCUCCAUCCCCAUCCCUCUGGCCAGCAUUGGGCUGACAGCAUAAGUGGAUUUUGCUCCAAGGGCAGGCACACAAGGACAGUAAAGCAGGAGGGGUAAAGCCACAGACCUUGGGGGCCUGGUGGGGCCACUGGCAGAGGCCAGGCUCCGCUCCAGAGAGCAUCAGGGACAGUCAGAAAUCACUUGGAGCAGCAUCAGACCCUGCAUCCCAAUCUAGCAGGCUCUGGAGCUGUUUGGGGCAGCCCAGGGUGGGAAGCUGAGCCUCCCUUUUCCCCACCUGAUUUUGUCACACAGCUGUGGCAGCCGAGGCCACCUCCUCCUCUUUGCAGGACACAGCUGCGUUUCAGAGCCACCUUAGCACAGAGAUGUUCGUGCACUGCAAGCAGUGUCCCUGGAGGGCUGGGGUGGGGAGCAGGUUCCCAGUGCCAUCCCCAUGGGCUGUGCUGGUGAUGGCUGUGGCUCCUAGAGAGACAUGAAGCCCUGUUGGGGGCUGGGGGUGUUUUCUCUGCCUUGCUCUGUGUGGCUCCUGCCAGAGGUGGGUUGGAGCCAGCCAUCCCACUGCUCUCUCCUCUGGGCUGGCUGUGUCUCCUCAAAGCUCAACAGCUCCCAAAUUCCUCCCUGGGAACCCAGGGCUCGUGUUGGAUGUCAGGGGGUGACAGCUCCAAAACGCCAUCCUGUGGCAUGCGAGGUGGGAGCUGCAAAGAGCAGGGAGGGCUGAAGGGCUGGGGACAAGCCUCGUGGCCUGUUUGGGGACGUGCUGGGUGUCCCAGCCCUAAGGAGCCACAGCACCACACAGGGAGAGCUUUGGAGGUUCACCAUCGUGCUGAGCUGAGAAAACCACGGCAGCCAUCGCUUCCCCAAGUCUCCAGCAUGGGCAGGGGAGAGAAAAUCGGACUGGGGCACCUCGUCUACCAAAGCCCAGCCUUCCUCGUGGUUUCCGAGGUGACAAGGACAGCUGGCCUGGCACCCUGGCACAGGCUGCAGCGGUGCUUGUGGCUGCCAGCAGAGCAAGGAGGACUUAGGGGAGACCGUGAGGGUUUUGUGGCUCCUCUGAGCGGUGUCCCCAAGGCUGCAGGAGCGGCCAGACAAACUCCCGGGGUGGCUGCGGGUGGGCGCUGCCCCUGGCUCAGAGAGGAGCCGGGAGGAUGCUGCGGCCGAGCAGUGCUGCUGCCUGCCUGUGAGCAAGGAAUCCAUCCUCUGGGUGGCACAGGAGAGACGGGAUCUGGGCAUGAGGGACAUCCGUGCCGUCCUCGGUCACCCUGAAGGGGUAAGGGGCAGGCAGGAGCUGCCAGGGCAGCGUGGGCUGGAAGGUGGCAGCCCCUUGUCCCCGUGACCCACGUGUCAGGGAUUUAAGGAAAGGAAACCAGAUUGCUGCUUAUGAUUUUGCUUUGAGCAUGUUCUGGAUUUUAAGAGUUUAAUAAAGGGUACCUUA